Argiope bruennichi is the source of this 2766-nucleotide messenger RNA. RefSeq names its product paired mesoderm homeobox protein 2-like. Gene Ontology annotation, biological process: regulation of transcription by RNA polymerase II. The record is from RefSeq and is a predicted model, not a curated record. Gene Ontology annotation, molecular function: RNA polymerase II transcription regulatory region sequence-specific DNA binding; DNA-binding transcription factor activity, RNA polymerase II-specific. The coding region runs from base 235 to 1302 and encodes 355 amino acids. Lineage: Eukaryota; Metazoa; Arthropoda; Arachnida; Araneae; Araneidae. The transcript has 6 exons.
ACCGGAGGGCCCUUCCUAUUGGCCGUCCGCCAUCCGAGUAGGCGUUCCUUCCUCCCAGACUCGCACUAUAUCUAAUUCAGUUGGCACCGACAAUCUACCAAAAACUCGCAACUUAAAUUGCGACUUCUUUAAAAAUUUGCAACGAGUAAAGAGAGUCGGAAUCAAUCGAUAUAGAUUGGAAGUAACGGCCAUUCCGUCCACCGAUUGCGACGCAUCUCGUUUGAGGAAACUAGAAUGCAGACGAGUUCUAAGCAAUCCGAAAACAGAGGUAACUUCCACAGCAUCCAAGUUAUGUUGGGUUUGCAGCAGGAAUUAGGAUGCCAGCAACACGAUACCAUUGCGGCUGUAUCGGCAGCUCUAGGCUACGCUCCGCCACCCGGCCAUCCUCAACAAUCCUUGGCCUUCGGUGUGUCCAGCGCCAGCUCUAUGAGUGGCUCCAUGAUGAACAGCCUCACUCAACAACAGUAUACCACAGCUAGGUUGAGAGAUGGGUUUGCAGAAUUAGCAGCCACUAAAGAUGUGACAGACUCAUCCAAACAGUCAAAUUCCAUUUCAUCGGAAAAGAAUACUACCACAGCUAGUAGUACAACGGAAAAGGCAGUAAAGAAAAAGAAAACACGAACCACUUUCACAGCCUUUCAGCUAGAGGAAUUAGAAAGGGCAUUCCAAAGGGCGCCGUAUCCCGAUGUCUUUGCCAGAGAAGAAUUAGCUCUAAGGUUGACUCUUAGCGAAUCAAGAGUGCAAGUUUGGUUCCAAAAUCGAAGAGCCAAGUGGAGGAAGAGAGAACCUCCCAGAAAAACUAAUUAUUUGCAAACAGUUUCAUCUCCAUCAAUGGCUAAAACCUUCACCAACACUACUCCUUUGCCGUCUCUCACGCCAAGCAUGGAUAGCACGUGGGCAAGUUUUACCAGUAAUCCAUACGACUUCGGUUUCCAGAAUGCUUUAGCAACGUCUCCUUAUGCUGGAUUCUCCACAAGUCCUCAUAGUAACCUAGGUGCAGGUCCCACGUCUACUGGAUUCUAUAGUGGAAUGAUAUCACAAGGAGAUCCACUGCUGCCUUCAUUAACCCCCACUAGGUCAGACAUGCACCAAAGCUCGCCUCUCAACAAGUCUCCAAGUCCACCAAAUGUUUAUGGGAAUAAUAACAACAGCAAUUCUGGAGGAGAGAAAAAGCUGAGUGGUCUUGUAGGACUCGAUCCUAACGAUGUUGAUCCACAUCGUCUGACGACUUUGCCGCCUUUGAUGCUCAAGACGAAAGAUAAUUCCGUGUCUCCACUGCCAUCCCUUGACUUCUUCACUUAGGUGUGGGAAAUUAGCCAAAGAAAGAAGUUUAAGCUGUUGAUAUGACUUAUAAUUCAGUUAUUCUUCUUUCAAAAUGCUUCUUCUGACUGAUUAGAUACAUCUGAGAACUUUUCUUCGUUAUGUCUCAUGUCAACAUUUCGACGUCCAUAUGGCAAGUUAGAGCGGAUAUGAUGUUGCAUACAAGAUUAAUGUUGACCCACGUAAUGAAAUAAUUUGUCCUUUUCAUGUUCUUGGCGAAAGAUAAAUUUAUAUUUUCUUUGAUUCGCCUUGGAUUUCUAAACUAGAAUAGUGUACAAUGUUGAGAAAAAUUAAUAAUUGCUAAAUUGCUCUAUUUUAAUUAUUGCACACGACCAUAAAAGAAUGAUGUUAUCUAUAAAAACUGAUUGAAAUUUAAUUGCAUGUAAAUAUUUUUGUUUCGAUUUUUUUCCCUUGAAUAUAUGUGAUUAUUUUUACAAUUGCUAGUGAAUGUCAAUAUGUAUCUUAUUUUGAAAAAAAAAAUAUUAUAAUAUAUGGUAUGUGUAUAAAAAGUACGAAGUAAUACACGAUAGGUACUUCUAGAUCGCAUUCUUUCUUUCGUCUUGAAUCAUAAUGCAAAAUCCAGCAUUGCAUUUUAAUUUUGUAAUUCGUUAUGCUGUUCACCCAAAUUUUUAAAUUUUCUCCCAAAAUUAAGGUUAUUAUGAAGAUUUUUAAUACUUAUUUCUCCUUUUUAUUGAAUAUCUAUUUGAAGAUGAUAAUAAUUUUUUUCAAAUUUUAAAUAAUCCAAAAUGUUAGAUCUCAAUUUUUAUUGUUAUGGUUUUCAGUCUUUUUUAAGAAAAUACAAUUUAAAAGGGAAGUAAUUAAUUAUUAUAAUAAUUAAAUCUUUUGAUUCUUAUUUUUUUAACUCCAUAAAUUUCUUGUUCAAUUUUGUUUUUUGUUUUUUUAAAUUGAUUUUGUGCAUCUAGGUUUCUUUGGUAAAUGAUUCGUUUCAAAAGAAAAAUUAAAAUAUUUCUCCACCUAAAAAGGAUUUUAAUUUUGUAAAAUAAAUCGAACUUUUUUAUUUGUCGAAAAUUGUUGGAGUGCUUAAUUUUUUUCUGUUAGUUGUUUAUUACGUCGCUGAUGCAAUGGUGCUGAAAUCGUCCAGUUUCCUGGUUGUCUUGUCUUGCUCCUUAUAUAUAUAUAUUUGCAUUAAAUUUAAUUUCAAAAAUGUAAAUUUUCCUAUUAGAUCUAGAAAAAUACUUGUUUCAUUGCUUGUAAAUAUGUUUUGUAAAGAUGACCUCAUUUAUAUAUGUGAUAUUAUAAAGUGAAAUGUGUCUGUUCUUAACUUGUACUAAUUUCCAUGUUUACAACAUGUUAUUUUACAUGUUAAUUGGCUGAACCGAUGUGCCUUGACUUUUUCUAUGACUCUAUAUUAACAGCGUGUUCAAUUAUCUGCUUUUAUCAAACAAAACUUGUUUUUAAAGGAAAUGUAAUUUUGUCUUCAUGAAA